GCCGCCGCCGUCGCACCAGCGUGCGCCACCGGAGUUCCAGUCCCCGCAACUGCUGCCGACGCCGCCAUGUGCGCGUAGCGCCACAGUCGUCGCCACUCACCACACACACACGCGCAGCCGCCGCCAUUCAAGUUCUCGAAUCCCUUGUUUGUUGGCGUGGAAGCCCUUCGUUUGUCGGCGUCGACCUUCCUGUAACAAAGAAGGGAUACAGAACGAAGAAAGGAUAUAACGUUUAGUUUUGUUCGUGAGAAAGCGUGAGUUUAGGCGGGUGAGAGUUUGACAUUUGUGGCUGUUAUAGGGUUACUCGAGAGAACCUGAAAGAAUACUUAAAUCGCACUUAUUUAUUUAUAUAUUUUAUAUAUUUUUAUAUCGAGAAGAAAGGCAUAGGUACGCUCGUAAAGAUCGUCAGUUGAUAAGACGUAGCGAAGAAUUUAUUUUGAGAACAAUUUUUUUACGGGGAAAGUAACGUCGAGGCCUAAGUAUUUAAUUUCGAUUACCAAUUCGGCAAGUACUUUAAGGAACACUACUUCACUGAACGUGGCCAAGACUCUGGCUUGUUGAGAGGGCGUGAGCGAACUGUGGAGUAGAAGGUCCAGCAGGAGUCUCUUCGUUUUUCUGCGUCGUUUGCACCGCUCCCGGCCGGCAACAUGCUCCCUCCGUUCAGCCCGGACAUCCUUUGGAUCGUGAUCGUCGGCUUCGUCAUCGCCUUCGUCCUGGCGUUCGGCAUCGGCGCCAACGACGUCGCCAACUCCUUCGGCACCUCCGUGGGCAGCCGCGUGCUCACCGUGCGCCAGGCCUGCAUCCUCGCCACCAUCUUCGAGAUCGCCGGAGCCAUCUUGAUCGGAUACAAAGUGUCCGAUACAAUGAGGAAGGGAAUACUGGAUGUCAACUUGUAUGCUGACUCCGAGGCCGAACUAAUGUUGGGCAUGCUGUCAGCGUUGGGUGGUUCCGCUGUUUGGUUGAUGGUGGCCACUUUCCUGAAGCUACCCAUUUCCGGGACCCAUUCCAUUGUGGGCGCCACUAUCGGCUUCUCGUUGGUAGCGCGAGGCACCAGCGGCCUUCACUGGACCACUCUGGGCACCAUCGUGGCUUCCUGGUUCGUCUCUCCUGUGCUGUCGGGGCUUAUCUCCAUGGGCCUGUACAUACUGAUCCGCAAGUUCAUCUUGGAGGCGGAGCAGCCCGUGGUGCCCGGUUUGCGUGCGCUGCCUAUCUUCUACGGACUCACGGUGCUCAUUAAUGUCUUCUCCGUGGUGUAUAGCGGCCCAAAGUCUGGUCGUUCCUGGUGCCAAUUUACUCCACGAAGGCGUCCUGUGUGAGUUAUCAUCCAAUAAGGUAUGGUAUUGAUGUGCUAUCUCUAUAAGAACAUGAAAGAUCGCCUCUUGUGUGAUUGGCUGGCAGAAAUCGCGCCAUCGCCUUCAUUUGCUUGCCGAGCCCUUUUUUUUACUGCAGUCGCUGUUUAUUUCCGGCGUGACAGUUUCGGGAAUCGUCGAGAUUAGAAAUUGUCACUGCAAUAAAUACGUGAUAUGCUAUUUAUUUCCCUUAGUAACAAAACUCUAUCAAGCCACAAUUGCUACAAGAUUUCUGAAUAUUUUCGAUGAUAAUAUGAAAGAUUAUUUCGUCUUCUUAGGAACAUCGGCAACCCACAGUUCUGUGCCCGCUUUCUGAGCUGUCAGGUCCUAUUUCGACGCGACUGCAGUUCCAAGUAACACGAGACACUUUUAUUAAUUUUUUUAAUGAGCCGCGCCCUAACUUCUAUUUCUCGUCCUUAGUGCUGUACUUCCACUACAUUCCAUGGUGGGGCUCGAUCAUCGUCAGUGUGGGCGUUGGCAUCAUAGUGGCUCUUUGCAUCCAGCUGAUCCUGGCACCGCAUCUUCGUCGCAAGAUUCUCGUCCAAAUGCACAGGGACAAGCAAGGUCAAGGGGUGUGCUUUACCUUCGGGGAUUCCACAGAAUCGUCUCGCGACGCCAGUCCUCGACCAUCACGGGCCAUGUCAAUAGAAGAUGUGAAGCGUCCAAAAGGAGAAAUUGGUCCAGCUGCUUUGGAACCAACAUCUGUUGUGGAUUCCACCACUUCACCAACCGUUGGAACCAAUGGGGUUAACCAUCCUCCUCUUGUCAAUGGCACAAAAACAAAUGGAUACAUUAACAAUAGCCUUUCUAAGGAAGCUGCUGUCAAUGGAAAUGGAACUACUCUCCCCACUCCAGGUGUGACAUCUGCUCCUGUUCAGACAAACUUGACUCCAGCACUUCCUCCAUCAGGGAAUGCUACACCUGCCAUGGGUCUUUCACCAAACAGUAGUGCUGUACCAUUAAUCAAGGAGCGAACUCCUGAACCAGUGAAACCAGAUGUUGAAGUGGGACAGUUGACAUUAGAAGAAAGUGAUACUGAUGAACCCCAUGCCAUAAAGAAACUUUUCUCUUCCCUCCAAAUUCUUACUGCAACAUUUGGUGCAUUUGCUCAUGGUGGAAAUGAUGUUAGCAAUGCUAUUGGACCCCUUAUUGCUUUGUGGCUCAUUUACACUGAAGGUUCUGUGGCUCAGAAAUCAGAAUCACCACUUUACAUUCUGUUGUAUGGAGGUGUUGGUAUUGCUGUUGGUUUAUGGAUUUGGGGCAGACGCGUUAUUCAGACUAUUGGUGAAGAUCUCACCAAGAUCACAGCUUCCACGGGUUUUACUAUUGAGAUUGGAGCAGCAUUUACAGUAUUGCUUGCAUCCCAAAUUGGUCUGCCAAUUUCCACCACACAUUGCAAAGUUGGUUCAGUGGUUUUUGUAGGAUGGGCUUCUUCCAGUAAAGAGGGAGAACAUCAUCUCUGCAUGGGUGCUAACCCUGCCUGUGGCAGCGGGGCUCAGUGCACUUCUCAUGUUCAUUCUGCAAAACGUUGCCCUGUAGUUGCUGCCCAGCAAUGAACAGCUUGCUCAGUCGUUCUGGCACAAUAGUUUCUAAGAGAUUCCAAGGGAAAACUUCACUCAGAAAUGAUUCAUUCUUCUUUCAAGUAGCAAAUGUAUCUUCUUUGAAAAUUCAUUGUUACAUGGUUCAGGGACCUACAUCCUCUGGGAAUUACGUACAUUCUUUCAGAGGCAUGACUUUUUUGCUGCUAACAUCUGUAUUGCUUGCAGAUGUGUGGUUGAAUUCUUAAGAUUUAAACAUUUCUGAGAUGAGUUUUCUAUUUAUUAAUAUGGAUUGAGGGUCAAGUCUCAAAUGGUAAAAUUCUGAACACUUGUUAAAUCUUAACAUUCACGGAAGAUUUAGUACACUUUUUAAUUUGUACAUCUGUGUAUGUAAAAUCAUUAGUCUGACCACAAAGUCCAAAUUGAUAUUGUUGAAAGUGUGAUGUUCAGUCUAUUUUGAUGAACAAUUAAGAUUGUGUAUGAGUUGUGGGUGCUGAAGUUUUGUAAAAAAUGCAUUAAAAUUGCACCUUUGGGGCAGAGACUGCAAAAGUUGGUUGUGUGUAAUGGAAGUGAGAAGACCUCCUAAGUCUAGUUAGAAAAACCAGCAAACUGUGUUUGUAAGGGAGUGGUGGUUUUUUAAUUAUUUUUUUUUAAAAAAAAGAUAAGCUUUACAUACUGCUGUGCAGCUGUGUCAAUGGUAGGUCUGAAACAAAAAGAAAAGAAAGAAGUGAAUGCAUGGGUUGAAGUGGGAUAAUUACAAACCCACUUGUUGCACUCUGUGGUGCCUUCCUGUUUGCUUGUAGCUUGUGUUGACUGGGAAGGGAUCAUUAUUUUUUUAUUUAUUUUUUUUUAUUACAAUCUGAACGGAAUAAGAAGGACCUUGGCAAGAGUUAAGAAUGUAUACACAUGAAUUUCUCUGAUUCAUUUAUUGUGAAAAAUAAUGAACAAUGAGAAACUAAAAUUUCAAUAAUUGAACUGUUCAAUUGUCAAGUAACAAUACAAGACUGUCUAAGCACUAAUAAUUUCAAAAAUGGUGCUGCAAAUUGAAAAAUUGACUGGAAUUGUCGUUCAAAGGCUGUUGCUAGGAGGAAGUCUCUUAGGCUCUCUCAUGUCACUUGAGGAGUCCCACAGCAAAGAUACUAUCUUUCUGCUCUGUCCUCGAAGAUUGUAUAGCGUUUACGUGACAGUUUCAGACUUGGUGUGCUCAGUGGGUUCCUCUUAUUCCUGUCCGACAAUUCUUAAUAAUAGAUAUGUAUAUUUACAAGUGCCUUAUUUUAUCAGUAUUUUAAUUCUUAUUGUUGCUGCUGCUACUACUGUAAUGUAUAAUGAAUGCCCUUUCCUUGUAUAUCAGUCAAAAUAUAUGAGACAUUUUUCUUAGUAGAACUUCAAAACUGUUUGUUUGAAUUGUGUUAGUAUACUUUCUGAAUGUGAUUUUGCAGUGUGGUCGUAUCUCUUGCUAUUGUGAAUGUUUCUUAAAUACAACUGGAAAUUUUCUCCCUAGUAUGUAUGUGUAUGUAGUGUAAUGUGACUUGAAAAAAGAUCUAACAAUGUUUCUUUAAUAACGAGCAUCUCUUAUACAUUUCUAAUAAAGUUUCAAAUGUGAAUGUGAUCAGGAAAUUCAUUUACUUGAAUCAAAUUCACAAUGGUCAAGGUACUGUAUCGCAUUUUACAUAUAAGUGACAAUUUUUGUGAAAUUCAGAUAUGAUAGGCGAAGUAAUAUUGUGUUUCCAUAUUUAUUUGCCAUUUACAUUUGUGAUAUAACAUAUUCAGUAACAUUGCGAAUUCUGAUUUGAAAACUAUACAUAAGAAAUUAAUUUUGUUUGGACAUGUCUUAUUUAUUUAUGAUUUAUGAUCAUUAUUAAGAUCUGGAUAUUUUUUCUCCCAUGUGGAUUUGCGAGGUAGCUUAAUGCUAUUUCCCCCAAACAAUUGAUAUAUUAUUAAGAGAAAUUUUGGUUAAUUGUGAUUUUACUUAGCAGUGGAAGUAUUUUUGAACACAUGAAUAUUAAGGAAUAAUGAUAAUAUGAAAUUUUAAGUUAUUUAUUCCCUAAGUAGAUUAUUUAUGAAGAUAAGUUUUGAAGAACAUUGAUGGACUUGAAUAAAGAGAAAAUUGUUAUAAUUGAAACAUUGUUUGGUGUCAUUCUAACAUCUAAUUUGCCUGCAUGAAAUGAAUGAUAUGUGUUUUUGCAUGUUGUUACGUAGUUAUACUACUUCCUCAUUUCUUCCAUUUUAACUCGUGGUUGAAAUGUGUAAUAUAUUGCAGUCUUAGGAAUGAUUUGUGUAACAAUGGAGAAACAAUUUUUGAAAACCUGUUUAUGAACUAUUCUUGUAUACCUGUGUCUGUCGGGGACUGAACCUUCAGAUAUCAAUGCUUAUUUGUUUCCCACUUCUGCACCCCUGAAACUGUAUUGGAGGAGUUUCCUUGUUAGUGCCUGGUGCAUGUUUUGUGGGAAGGGAGUAGACUCGAGGGACAAAGGGGUUAGCUGAUCAGCAGCUCUGCCCCAAGGAAGGUUGACAGUUAAUUCCUUAAAAAGUCUAAAUCUGUCUGCCUUCCUCUGCUCUCUCAAUCAGCGAAAACACUGCAGUAUGUCCAGGUGGACUAACUAUAUAAUUUUGCAUAGCGCCUGUGAACAGGGAUACAUACAGAGAAAUGAGUAUUUUUAAUAAGUGCAUAUUUUUUGGAGAUGGUAUUGAAUAACUGCUGUGCGCUUGAAUGUGAAAUAGGGUUGCAAGAGAAUCUCGAUGAUAGGACUCCUUGCCCACCUUUUCAAGAGAGAGUAGCUUUGGCUCCACAGUAGCCUCUGACGACAUUCCACUGUGUUGAAAAUUGAAAAUGUAGUUUGUUAAAGAUCCCCAUAAGGUUGGAUUCUCUUUGUAUUUGAAAUGUUGAUUUCUGUGUUUAAACUGCAGGCAUCUUCUUGGGAGAAAUCAAUUGUUCUAUUAUGCAUAUCUUUAACAGUAAAAAAACUGAUUCAAAGAAAAUCAUAAAAAUUAAUGUCUUAAACUGUGCAAUUUAUGUUUUUCCAUCUAGCUAUCUGUGUAUUGGAUGUUAAAUUUCACUGCACAGUAGUUCAAUAGCUGGCCACUCCCAUGUUGCCUAAAUGUUUGUUCAGGUUUAUGUAGUAUACCCUGGUAGUGACACAGGGUUAUGGCAGUGAUGGUAAUGGGAAAGCUACCAUUGCUUGCACUGUGCUUCAGUCUUACCCUCAACAAUAGAGCUGUUUAGGCAGUUUGGUGUUCUGUGUAACAACCAGCUGUUAGUUGUCACUAAUCCUUCAUGUUUCAGACUAGCUCUUGUUGAAUAUUGUUAUUUGUUAGUCACAGCCCAUGUUCUUUAUUUGUUGCAAUGAGAAUUGUCUGUUUCUGCAAUGAUGACCUAUCUGUUCAAGAAUUUAAAAAUUUGAAAAAUGUAAGGAAGAAAAGUGAUCUCCAGACUGUGUACAUUUAACUUUGUUACUAUUUUGCUUUUUUUAAAACAAUACAGAAAAUAUAUUAGCAAUUUAUCCCCAAAAGGAUAAAUCUAUGAAUGUUACUAGUAUUUUUUUUUAUUUCCUACUUCAUGUAUUGUUUCUGUUUUUUGAGAAAUAAUAUUUUUUAUUAGACA
Gryllus bimaculatus (two-spotted cricket) is the source of this 6488-nucleotide messenger RNA. NCBI's taxonomy places the organism in Eukaryota, Metazoa, Arthropoda, Insecta, Orthoptera, Gryllidae. The record is from the annotation of a GenBank genome assembly.